AUGUCUCUUACGAACGUCAAUGAGAUUAUCCUCGUGCUUUCAGGCAAGGGAGGCGUUGGAAAAUCAAGUGUGACUACACAGCUUGCUCUUACUCUAUCACUCAAAGGACACUCGGUUGGCAUACUGGACAUUGAUUUGACCGGACCUUCUAUGCCUAGAUUUCUUGGUAUUGAGUCCUCGAAGGUCAAGCAAGCACCGGGUGGCUGGCUUCCUGUGCCUGUGCAUGAAACCAAAGACACGACUCCGGGCACGUCAGACAACGGCAAGCCCAUUGGACCUCUCCACUGCAUGUCACUGGGAUUUCUUCUCGGCAAUCGAAAUGAUGCAGUGGUCUGGCGUGGACCAAAGAAGACAGCCAUGGUCCGCCAAUUUCUUUCAGACGUUCACUGGGGCAAACUGGACUAUCUCCUGAUUGAUACACCUCCCGGUACCUCGGACGAACAUAUCUCGCUUGUUGAGACCCUCAUGAAGAACGCUGCUCCUGGUCAGGUUUCUGGAGCUGUAGUUGUGACUACUCCACAAGCAAUCAGUGUCUCGGAUGUGAGGAAGGAGAUCAACUUCUGCAAGAAGACUGGUACAGAAAUCCUGGGUGUCGUAGAGAAUAUGGCUGGCUUCGUAUGCCCUAACUGUGCGGAAUGUACCAACGUCUUCUCGAAGGGCGGUGGACAAGUCAUGGCCAAAGAUUUCAAUGUUCCUUUCCUUGGCAGUGUACCUAUCGAUCCGGCCUUCAUCGCUCUUAUCGAAGAGGGGAAACGGCCAACUUAUCCCGAAGGCACCGUUGUAGCUGGUCAGGAAAUGUCUGAACAGACAGCUCUGUCUGAGAACGACACUGGAUCUUUGGUUGAGAAAUACCAGAGUUGCUCUCUUUUCACAAUCUUUGAUGGUAUUGUUGGUCAACUACUUGCCAACACUCGACCCUGA
Aureobasidium melanogenum CBS 110374 is the source of this 921-nucleotide messenger RNA. Its product is annotated as cytosolic Fe-S cluster assembly factor CFD1. The transcript has a single exon. Lineage: Eukaryota; Fungi; Ascomycota; Dothideomycetes; Dothideales; Saccotheciaceae. Gene Ontology annotation, biological process: iron-sulfur cluster assembly. Gene Ontology annotation, cellular component: cytosol. Bases 1 to 921 code for a protein of 306 amino acids. The record is from RefSeq and is a predicted model, not a curated record. Gene Ontology annotation, molecular function: ATP-dependent FeS chaperone activity; 4 iron, 4 sulfur cluster binding; ATP binding.